Messenger RNA from Periconia digitata, 1243 nucleotides. NCBI's taxonomy places the organism in Eukaryota, Fungi, Ascomycota, Dothideomycetes, Pleosporales, Periconiaceae. The record is from the annotation of a GenBank genome assembly.
UACAGCAACAAUGAGCAUCCAGUGGCGCAAAGGCAAGCGCAUCGCCAUAGUUGGGGGCGGUCCUGGCGCGAUCUCAACCGCUCUAGCCUGUUUGAAACAAGGCUACGAUGUCCGUGUCUACGAGCGACAAAAGACCUGCGAACCCUUUGGCGGUGCUGUACUACUUAGUGUUCCCGUUUUGGCUGUAUUGCGUUCCUAUGGCAUCGAUAUCGACAACUUUGGCGCGCCUACGGUCACGUAUUUCAAGAACGAUAAGGGCUUGGAACGGGCGAAAUUACCAUUCAACCCGAAGAUCGAAAAAAGACUAGGGAUCAAGGGCUGGCAUUAUGGAGUUUUAAGGUCCACCGCUUUUGAGAAGAUGCUCAGCAAAAUCCCCCAAGGCGUUGUCCAUACUUCGCACCAAUUCGACUCGUACACGGAAUACGACGACACGAUAGAGCUGAACUUCAGCAACGGCACAAAAGUUGAGGCAGACAUUCUCGUAGGCGCUGACGGGAUCCGGUCAAAUGUAUCAAAACAAGCAUUCGGAGACCCCCAACUGUUCCACAUCGGCAUACGCCUCUGGCUAGCAUGGUGCGAUCACAUCCCGGACAUUCCUCCAAACUACGGUUACAUCUCGCACAACUGGCAGUAUCAAGCCAGUUUCUUCCCGAUGAUUCAUAAUGGCAAACCAGGAUUUGAGUGGUGGGUUGUCGAGCCAUCUUGGGAAGGUAAACCAGUGCCUCGGGACGUGAAAGCGCAUCUUCAGGGUAUCCUGAAGGACUGGGCUGAUCCUAUGCCGCGAUUUCUUGAAUGCACGGAUUUCGACACACAGGUCUAUCGCUGGGAAAUAUAUAAUCGGCCGUCGAUGAAGAAAUGGUCAAAGGGACGAGUAGUAUGCGUUGGAGAUGCUGUUCACCCAGUGUCACCGUACGCAGCGUAUGGUAUGGGUAUGGCGAUCGAGGAUGGGUACUUCCUCGCGAACGCGCUGCGAGGUGUGGAUUUGGUGGAUAUUCACGCCGUCAAUGCUGGGUUUGAGUUGUACGAGAAACAGCGCGUGGGCUACGUGAACCAUAAUAUGGAAUUCGCACGCUAUAUGGGUAGAAUCUUUCAUGGGCUUCCGUGGCCUCUGGCCUGGCUUCGCGAUCUUGUUUUCAAUUACACGCCUUUUUUGAAGUACACCCUGGAAAAGGGAUAUCUGGAGGGGUCAGAGAAGGAGACUUUGGCUCUCAAGGAUCUGUAUCAGGACAAGAGUUCCGCGUGA